AUAAUAUCUCAAGAUAAUACAAGUAUAAGCAAGAUGGCUGAAACGGUGAUGGAUUCUACGAUCGAGGCACCAGAAAAUGGCCAAAUCGAGCCACAAAAAUCCGAAGCAUCUGUCAUCAGUGAUGACUAUGACCCGAGUAUUCCUACAGAUGAGAAAGGCUCUGUUGCUGAAUUCACACCUUCCAAGAUGAAAGUUGCCGAGCUCCGCACGGAACUGAUGAAUCGUGGCCUGGAUGCCAAGGGCAACAAGGCCGCCCUUGUCCAGAGGCUGGAGGAGGCACUGGACACACCGCAGGGGGAAGUAUCUACUCCGCAACAACCUGGUGACGAAGACAACGGAGAUGAAGAAGACGAAGAUGAGGUUACUAUGAUUACGCCAGAGGACAUUGGCGGGAAAGACCAGGAGAUAGGAGACCUCGAGAUGUUGGCACCUCUUCAGAGCAAAGAGGAGAGUGGGGAGGGAGAUGUAGACGCUGUGGAAGAAAUAGACGAUGAAGGGGAAAGCAGUGCCACUGAGAAUAUCGAAGAGCAAGGCCAGAUAGAAAUGGAGAUGGAGACGGAGACAGCUGCGGCUGGUCAAGAGCAGAAACAGGAGGAGCCCAUGGAGCAAGAACCAACAGAGAAGCCCACGUCCAAGCCCCUCGUCCCAAAAGCCAAACCGGCAGAGGUACCAGCAGCUAAGGAGAAGCCCAAACAGGAGCCAAAGGUCGUAGCUAAGCCCCAGGAGAAGGUGGUAGAGAAGAGUAAGCCAGCAAAAGGAGCCACCAAAGCACCAGCAGCUAAGGCUAAGGAAGAAACUAAGAAGCCAGAGGUUGAGAAGGGACCACCACCAGAGCUGCAGAAAUACUGGAAGGCCGUCAAGGACAAGCCCACGGAUUUCACUGGCUGGACCUAUCUGCUUCAGUAUGUGGAACAACAGGGUCACAUGCCAUCGGUCAGGGACGCCUUUGAUGCUUUCCUUGCGCGCUACCCUUACUGCUACGGCUACUGGAAGAAAUACGCCGACUUGGAACGCAAGAAAGCCAAAAAUACCGAGAAAGCUCAAGAGGUGUUUGAGACGGGCAUGAAGGCGAUUCCUUUGAGUAGUGACCUGUGGAUGCAGUACAUCCAGUUUGUCGGCCAGACUGCAUCGCCGGAGGAGGUUACUGACAGACUGCGAAGUGUAUAUUCCAAGGCUAUUGCCGCAGCUGGCACAGACUUCCGCUCAGACAAGCUCUGGGAUAUGUACAUCAACUUUGAGAAGGACAAACAGGAGUGGCAGCGAGUCACCAAGGUAUACGACCAACUCCUGACUAUCCCUACUCAACUGUACAGUCACCACUUUGAAAAGUUCAAGGAGCACAUCAAGAAGCAUCACCCCAAGGACAGCCUCUCCGUUGAUGAGUUCAUCAAACUGCGUAUGGAGGUGGUGGAGGUGCUAGGAGUGGUGGAACCGGGGAUAGAGGAAGGGGAUGAGGGUGGGGAUGACGCACCCCCGGGGGAUGACGACGCACCCCCAGGGGUUGAGAUUGCUCCCCCAGGGCUGGAGACACCAGCUGCCAAGAAAGCUGCUAGUUCUAAGCAAGUGGAAAUGGAGAAUGAGGCCAUCAGGAAGAAGGUUCUGGAGUCUCGCGGGGCAGUCUACAGACAGACUGAGCAAGAAGUCAGCAAGAGAUGGGCCUAUGAGGAAGGGAUCAGAAGACCCUAUUUCCACGCCAAACCCCUGGAGAAGAGCCAGCUGAAGAAUUGGCGGGAGUAUCUGGACUUUGAGACGGCUAACGGUACCCAUGAGAGGGUCCUGAUCCUGUAUGAGCGCUGCCUGGUAGCGUGUGCACUGUAUGAGGAGUUCUGGAUGAGGUAUGCCAAGUACCUGGAGCCACACAGCAUCGAGGGUGUGAGCUCAGUCUACAAGAGAGCUUGCUCCAUCCACCUGCCCAAGAAACCCAGCAUUCACCUUCGCUGGGCAGCUUUUGAGGAGAAGCAAGGCAACAUGACAGCAGCUCAAGAAAUUCUGCAGAAGCUGGAGGAGAACGUGCCAGACCUCCUGAUGGUGUCCCUGGAGCGCCUGAGUCUGGAGCGUCGCCUCGGCAACAAGGAGGAGGUGGUCGGCAUCUUGAGGAAGCGAAUGGGAGCAAGCAAGAAGCCAGAGAUCAAGGCCUUCUUUGCCAUGAAGCUCUCCAGAUACUAUGCAAAGGUCAUGAAUGACAUCGACAAUGCCAGAAAAGUCUUGCAAGAUGCUGUCCAGUGGGCGAAGGACAAAGUGACCCUGUACCUGCAGAUGCUGGACCUGGAGAUGCAGCAGAUCCCCAGCGAUGAACAGGCCAUCCUAGACCUGCUGCAGAAGGGCAUCGAAGUCAGCAAAGACAUGGAUGAUAAGAUGAAGUUCUCCCAGAGACGCCUGACGUAUCUCAUGGACUUUGGGACCGACGUGGCCAAGUUGCAGACUGCUUACGAGUCUCAUCAGGUACUCCUCAAAGAACAGCUGGAAAUCCUGCAGGUAGCCAACAAGAAGAGAAGCGCAGAGACAAGUGGAGCGAGUGAUAGUGCACAGUGCCAGUUACCCGGUGCCCAUGCAUCGCCCAACACUGCCGCUGCAGUUGCGACACCAGCCAAACCAGUGCAGAGGGGCGUUGCCUUUGCAGGAUGGAAGAGAGGGUCUGACUUGACCUCUGUCAAAGGCGAGAGCACGCCUGCCGCCACACCAGCCAAGAAAGCCAAGACGGAAGACUCCAAAGCCUCAACGACCCCCACCCCUACCACACCAACCACAGCUGCGACCCCAUCCAAGCCCCAUCCCCUGCUGUCCAACCCAGUCAGCAAUCCUUCAGGCCCUGCUGCUGCUCAGGACUACAACCAGCCGCCCGGGCCCAACCCAGGGUGGGGAGGGUACAACCAGCCCCAGUAUGGCCCCCAGGGGGGUAACUACGGACCCGUGCCCCCUGGCCCAGGGGGUUACAAUCAGCCCCCGCCAAACAGCUACAAUCAGCAAUACCAGCAGUACCAACAAGCCUGGGGAAAUUACAACCAAGGCUACUACCCAAGAUAGCCGAGUCUUCGCCAUCUCCUCUAGAAAACCAUUGAAGGGUUGCUUAAAAAUGAACCCGUAGUGGUCUGAAGUUAGCUGCAUGCAUGGCAAGUCUUAUUAAGUCGGGGAAGCAGUUGCUUCAUAUCAGACGAACCACAAGUAAAAACUGCUUCGUAGCAUUUUAUAUUCUCUUUCAAAUCUUUAAAUGGAUGGUUUUGUCAAAUAUUCAAGCAAGUUAAUACUUAGGUUGACUGGUAGUAGUGUUUAUUAUGACAUGUCCAUGAUAAAGGGACAGAAAGUUCUUCACUUUUUUUACUUUGCUAAUGGAAUUGUAUGAUACGGAGUAAUUCCUGAACAGUGCCGGGAAAGCAAAAUUUUCCUUCAGGUCGUACAUUAGAAAAGGAGCUGCGAUAAAGACAUUGCUUGAAUACAUUCUGUCUUUUGCAGCCCUAUAAAUAUUAAUAGAUUUUCUGAUUUAAA
Patiria miniata (bat star) is the source of this 3483-nucleotide messenger RNA. RefSeq names its product pre-mRNA-processing factor 39-like (gene prpf39). Bases 34 to 3024 code for a protein of 996 amino acids. Gene Ontology annotation, molecular function: protein binding. Lineage: Eukaryota; Metazoa; Echinodermata; Asteroidea; Valvatida; Asterinidae. The transcript is spliced from 17 exons. The record is from RefSeq and is a predicted model, not a curated record. Gene Ontology annotation, biological process: RNA processing; mRNA 5'-splice site recognition. Gene Ontology annotation, cellular component: commitment complex; U1 snRNP; U2-type prespliceosome.